This is a messenger RNA of Drosophila montana, 2059 nucleotides long. Its product is annotated as serine/threonine-protein kinase pakD. Bases 231 to 1862 code for a protein of 543 amino acids. Lineage: Eukaryota; Metazoa; Arthropoda; Insecta; Diptera; Drosophilidae. The transcript has a single exon. The record is from RefSeq and is a predicted model, not a curated record.
AAAAUGUAGAUUACAAAUUAAUCCCUUCUCUUUGCAGGCUAUUUUAUGAAAUCUAAAUAUCGAUAGUUUGGCAAUGUGGCGCUGCCACCUUGGCAGAUAUUACAGUUGGGGUUGUGCAGUAGCCCUGGCGAAUCGAAAACUUAAAUAUCGGUCGAGUUCCACAAAUUUUUUCUCAAAUCUCUCGUUCGCUGUUCGAUUUGCAGUUGUUUUUUGUGUACAAAACGACAUAAAUGAUGGCUGAAAAUUCAGCCACAGAGGACGCGAUACCGCCUGAGGCGGUAAAUAAUGAGGAUUCGGAUAAAGAUAUCAGUGCUAAGCCGCUGCCAAUGUCUUUCGCCGAUUGGAAGAAGUGCAAAGUGGCAAAGGAGCCAGGAGGGGUUGCACAAGGAAUGCGCAACGGCCGCAAAAUCCAUAAAAAUGACAACAAAUUGCAGGGCAACCAGCGCAAUCACAAUAAUAACAACAAUGGCAACAUGAAUAACAAUUCAUUUCCACCGCUCAGCCGACCACCGCCGCUGCCUUUUCCCCUGAUGUCCAUGGGCUUUGGCAACUUUGGGCCCGGCCCUGGUCCAUGUGGCUCCGGCCCUGGUCCCUGUGGACCCGGCCCUGGUGCUUGUGGACCCGGCCCUGGUGCUUGUGGACCCGGCUCUGGACCCUGUGGACCCGGUCCAAUGAUGCCGCCAAACAUGGGCAAUAUGGGCGGCAACAAUAUGGGCAAUAUGGGUCCCGGGCCGGGCCCACGCAAUCAUCGUCCGUUGCAGCCGCCGCCAUUCUGGGAGGACAUGAUGUCGCCGCAGCUUCGGCCGCCGCCCAUACAGCCGCCCAUGCCCAAGUGCCCGAGCCUAUGGAAUCUGGUGCCCAAGGAAAAGCAGGCGAAUCAACGACAACACAAACAGAACAACCAGAACCAACAGCCGCACAAAAAAUACAAAACGAGCAACAGCAACAAUAACAACAACAACAACAGCAGCAGCAGCAGCAGUAAUAACACUGUCAGCAAUGCUUUGCUGGAUGCGGCAUUGAUGCCGCCACCGCCCCCACCUGGAGACAACAGCGGGAGCAGCUCCACUUCCUCCAAAUCGAAUAAGUUGAUCAAGAUCAAAAAGGGCGGCGACACCUUUGUCCAGAUCGAUGGCAAGUGGAUACAGCGACCCGAAGCACCUCCUCCAUUGGAAGACGCACCGCCGGGCACCAAAGAGGAUCGUCAGCGUCAGUGGCGUGAAUAUCGUCAGGCCAUGAAACCGUUCAAGAAUCGUGAAUUCCACAAUUGGAAACGCACCGUGCAGCGUCUCAGCAAAUUGCCACGCGAUCAGCUGGACGAAAAGCAGCUGGAGCGUCUGCAAAAAGCCGAGGAAUACAUUGGCGCACACAAGGCAAUGCUGACCAUUAAGCAUGCCGAGCAGUGGGUGCAGCAGUGUAACCAACAAUCUGAAGCCACCACCAGCGACGGCAAGAGUCAGGUGUUUGUCCGCAAGCCCGUGAGCGUCCAUUGGCAAAAUAAGGUCACCAACGAACCAAAAACAUUUCAACGUGGCGUUGCGCCCGUACGCAAUCCAAUCUUUGCCACCGGACGCGCCAUCAAAGGCGGCGUUCCUGGCGAUGCGGCCAGCGUUGCGCCCGUCGUCAAUCCAACAAUGCCCGCAAUGGGUCAGUUUUCGGAGCUGCCGGCACCGCCCAUGAGCGGCGGCUACUUUGGCUACAACAGCAGCAAUCCCUACGGACAGGACACCGCCGGCAACACCAACCACACCAACAGCAGCAGCAGCAGCGGCGGCCUCGGCAUGCUCAGCGGCAACAGCAGCUCGUUUUACACCAACUACACCUCCGGCUUCAUCAAAGGAGGCACCCUACUGCCACCCUAGAAGGCUGCCGAGACAACGCCCUGGAGCGAGAAUUACACCUAGUUAUAUAAAUAAUAUAAUUAUAAUUAUGAUUAAUACUGAUAGGCAAUGUCGACGCGUUGUCUUAGCAGCCUGCGCUAUUGGAUUGUAAAGAAAUUAAUAAAAAAAUAACUUAUACCAAGGCUUAGCUUGACUCUCGCAUCUCGAGUCAAACAAAA